GCUCAGGUGACCAUCACUGUGUGGAGAGGAGUGCAGUUUUCCUCUUCGAGCGGAGCAGGACUGACAGCAGGGCUCUCUAUCUGGAGGUGGUGUAAGUAAAACAUCGCAAGGAUUUUGAUUUUGGACUUGAAAAUGAUGAAAAACUGAGGUGAUAUUUUACAAUUUCUUAUCUUGUAGCAGAGUUAAGCCGAGCAUUGAUCUGAUUAGAUGAUGAGGAGCGGAUUGGGUCUGUGUGCGCUGGGCCUGCUGUGCCUCCACAGUGCUGUGUUUGGGCAGGUAAGGAGCGAAGUCUCACAUAUUCUCCUCGCUGGUUUUCUGAUCCGGGUAAACAAAACAGAUAAAAUAACAAACCUUCUUCAGCAAUAUUUUCUCAAUUUAUCAAAAAUUACAUACACUCAUAAACUCUUGCAGAUUAUUUUAUUCUUAGUAUAUCACAACAGUAAAAUAACUUACAUUAACAUGUACUGUCUUGGCCUGCAGAAAAAUCAGUGCAUCUUAAUUUGUAUUAUCGUAAUGGAUGAAGAUUAGUUAAAGUAAAGUUUUUGUGGCUCUCAGGUAAAAGUAGCUGAGUAAAAAGGUGAAUAUUUUCCACUGAGAUCUAGUUUGAGAAAGCAUAAAGUUUCUCAUACUUACUUUUACAGACAGUUUAAAUUUUUCUCUAUCUCUCCAGACUGAGUGAGUGGACCUGUGACGCUUUACAUCACAGGUUGGCAGACUUCGGGAUUACAUAAUUAGAAAAACUUUGUGAUUAAAAUACCCAGAAAACCUCUUACUUAUAGGAUUAUUCUAAUCAUUUAACAGGAUAAUGUAAUAUAUCCUGACUAAUGCAUUAACGUGGUUCAGCUGCUCUGUUGUAUAUAGGGGAUUAAAACGUAAGCAGAGCAUGAAAACUCAAGGAUAUACAUUAUCUUCUAAUUCAACAAGUUUUAGCUUCGACAGUUAAACAUUCAUGAUUUUCAUCUGAAAUCUGCUUUGGAAGAUUUUUAAGGAGAAAAGUGAGAAUAAAAGUAUACCAGAUUAACUGUAACUUCAACCACUCCCUGUUAUAUGUCGUACAUUCAAUAAACCAAUAAGUGCGUCUUCAUUUAUAUGGUGCUGAUACAGUUUACUAGAGAGCAGUUUGGCAAUUGCUGCUGUAUCGUGAUAAUACGAUACAGCAGUAGUAAAAUCAACAUGAUAAUACUGUAAAAUAAAAUUGUUAAACUAAACUUUUGUGAACAUUUUAUUGAAUAAUAGUGUUAUCAGUCUUGCAAGGUUCAAUGUUGAUAUGAUGCCGAUUAGGUCAAAAAGCGAAUAAGCACCAGAUUCAAUCAGUCAUCCUAUCUCUGGUCCAGACUCUACUCUUUCAUGUUUUUUUGCUAAGACCUAAUAUCAAGACUCAUUCUUAUCUUAAUCCACCUUAAGGAGAGCUCUUUGCACCAGCUCUACAAACUCUCUCUGAAUGAGUAAAAACUUGCAGGAGCCGUGUUUCAUCUUUACCACUCACCACUGAGUUGCAGGGGGCUGGAGCUAAGCUUAGCUGUCAUUGGACGAGGGCAGGGUAGGCCUACACCUCGGACAGGUCGCCAAUCCGUCACAGAGCUAACAAUUGGAGACAAACAACCAUUCACUCACGCACUCACACCUACGGACAAGUUAGAGUCCUCAGUUAACCUGACAGGCGUGUGAUACAACCGUGGGAGGAAGCCAAAGAGAGCCUACGCAUAGAUGACAGGAAAGGAGCAAACUCCACCAGAAAGGUUCCUGCCAGGCUGGGGAUCCGAACAAGGAACCUUCUCACUGCAGGAAACAGUGCCAACCGCAGUCCACCACUGAACCCUUAGGAUUAUUGUCCCAUCUUAGAAAUACUUUGAGAGUUAUCGAACUGACAAAAGCUGACUACCACGAGGAGUCAGACUUCAUAAUAUAAUCGAUGAUCUUGUCUUCUUUAUGAUACCACUCUUUCAGGAUGCAGUGGAGUCCCUGAAUGGUGUCCUGAUCUUUUGUGAUGACCCGUCCGUGGAGAGGGCCGUCCACAGUGCUGUGCACAAGUUCAAUGAGCGGCUGAGCUCCGGACAUCUUCUGGCUCUCUAUCAGAUGCUUUCAGCCAGCAAGGUACAAUGAUUGAAGAAGAGUAGCAGUAAAUACCUUUAAAAGAUCUUCAAGUGAAAGAAGAUGCAGCCAAAUCCUAUUUUCUCCUAUACAUAUACCAUAUAUUUCCACAUAAAACAAAGUAUGGUGCUAAAGUGAAGAGUUGGUUUGUGCCUGUUCUAUAAUUAGUCCAUUAAACUAACUAAAUAAACAUUUCAGAGCUCAGACAGAGAGCUGGGAGGUGAGAGCGGAGAAGGAAGUGAACCUGUGGGAUGGUUACUAAGAAAUUCCUGGUAAACAUGAUUAGAUACUUUGACCUCUGGUGCACACAUUGAUUGAGUGUUUGUGUAUUUUAUGUGUAUUUCCUCAGUCAGAGACGGGCUCAGACUCGGUGUACUCGCUGGAAUUCACCACCAGGAGGAGUGACUGUCUCGCUGGAAGCAACAAACCCUGGACGGACUGCGACUACCUGCCUUAUGGACAAGAGGUCAUUAUGAUAAUGACCUGAUAAUGAUAUGAUAAUUUUAAUAACAGUCCUCCACUCAUCUGUGGAGACAAAAAACUCUCAUGUCAAGUAUCCAAAUAGUGGAAGAGCUUUCUUGAAAUUGUUAGGAAUCAGGUUGUCUGACAGUUUCUCCGUUUUUGUCCCUCCAGAAACCGUUUGCAUGCAACGCCACCGUCCACAUGACAGAGACGGACGCAGACACCACACAGGUGGAUUGCCAGUUGGGUGAGUGAAUGAUUGAGCAAAAUUAGAUUUUAAAACAUCCUUUACUGAAGAUAAUAUUUGGAAUUACAGGCAAAAUUGCGUGAUUGCAUCUUUACAGAGAAUGGUUAGGAUGGUUAGUAAGAGCUUAAAUAUCAACUUUUGUUUUCACAGAGGGUAAAAUGAGGCUCUGCUCUCAAACUGCAGCAGUGACUAUCUGAAGUGACUCCUGGUUGCAUGGCAACUGUUGCCAUAACAAACAGACAUAUAAUCCUCCAUAAACCCCAACAUUAGGACUUUAAACAGAAGAUCUUUAAAAUCAUAUCAGUGAGAUACAGCUGCAGUUUUAUUGCUGCCAUAACUACAUUAGAGUAAUCUUGUCAUGUGACUCUUUUACAUCAAAGCUACAAACAACCCUAUUUUUAAAAGAAUUGUGAUCUAUGCAUACUCUCGUUUAUUUCAUUAUUUUCCCACGCAGUUGCCACAGAGACAAUAAAACACUAAAGGGGUUGUAUAACUUAUAUAAACUGGAGAAAAAGUCUCUCAACUAAUCAGGUUAUUUUUUUAAAAAGGUCAGUGAAAUGAAUGGGCACAAAAAAAAAAUAGCACUCCAGAGAGGUCAAGUCUCUUCACCACUCUGUGAGAGAGAGUGGGUGAGGAAGUAGUUUAGCACUUUCAGGAUAAUGAUCCUCAGCAUAAAUUAUCAAGAAUUUAAAGAUAGCACUUACUGAAGUAGAUGAAACUGUCAAAAAAAUGAGAAAAUCUGGGGAAAUCUCUGUUAAAGUGAAGAAAGGCUGAUAACAGAUACAGGAUGGAUGUAAUCUUUAGGCCCUCAGGUGGCACUGAAUUAAUCACUGCAUGGGUUUACAACCAAAAGUCAGCAGCCAUGUUUACAUGGGCACAAAUAAUCGGAAUAAAUGCCCGAUCGGAAUAAAAAUGCGUCAUGUAAAUAUGUCGAUCGGAAGAUUCUGAUCCAAUUCGGGUUCAGAAAUUGUAUUCCGAUCGAGAGGAGCGGUUUAUCCCGAUCGUUACUCCGAAACGCAUCCAUGUCAACACUUAUUCUGAACAUGACUCUCUUACCUGACUCGAUUUUUUCUCUUUAGCUUUUGGUUUAUUCAAUGAGGCCAGUACACGAAGUUUCAAUAUGAACACUCUGGCAUAAAACACAACCGCCGGAGCCGUGUCUGCUCUUCCGGUAACAUAACAAGGCAUACAUACAACGUAAUGAUGUCACAUCUGCACGCACAGUGCAACCUCUGACAGAACAGUAAAAUAAGUGAGCAAGGGCGCCAUCUAGUGACAACAUUUAGGAUGAAGUGAGCAACUUCCAUGUUUGUUGGUUUGUUGGCAGCACAGGCGUCAAUACAACUCUUUUGCUGCGGUUGUUUUGGCGAAAUUAGACAACUCUGCGCAUGUCCAAAUGCUUAUAAUCUGAAUAAAACUUGGUUCAUGUCAUGAUCGGAUUAUUUGAUUUUGCAUUCAUAUAAACAGUGGAUUCAGAUUAUCCGAUCCCUCAAAUGUUUCAUCGGAUGAAGAAAUUCGGCCCAUGUAAACGUGGCCUGUGAACACAGUUUGUUCCUGCAUCCACAGGUGUAGGAUAAAACUGCACAUUUCUACACACACAUAAACAUGCUAGGGUUACAUUUUGCAAAGGACUACAGCAGCAUGGAUCUAUAGGAGAUGAGUCCAUGUGUUAAACUGGUCAAGAUGCAGCAUUGAGGAACAUUUGUUGCACCAUUGAGGAACAUUUGUUGCACCAUGACACAUAAGGACUCUAAACUGUUGAGAAGCUAAAUAAUCAGACAAAAACAGGACAACCAUUCACCGCUGUUACUCUAAAAUUUGGUCUCUUAGGUUUUUAAAUGUUUACAUAGUGUUGUUGAAAAGGAGCGCUGAUGCAACUCAAUGGCAAACAAAGCCUCUGUCCCAACUGUUUCUGGCACCAAAUUUUAAGACAAUCAAAUUUAAUAUGUAGCAUUUGCACAAAUUUUCAAUUAAAUGUGGGAGUAAAAUGAUUAACAGACCAUCAGAUUCUGUUUUUUUUCCAUCAUUCAACACAGCUUCCCCAUUCUUAUGAAACUAGGGUUGUUAAACAAAGGAUACAAAAGCCAGAACAGAUUAGGCUUUUGUUGUUUUCUGCGGUGUGAGAUAAUCUCAGAGAGAUUUUGUAUGAUGAUUACAAUUAAAAAAAAAAGGCAAAGCAAUGUCAUUGGAGACAUUAACAGCUGAAGCGAUGGCUCAUUAAUACUCAUUACGUCUCUUGUCAUGUGAUACAGCCAGCCGGGAAAUUUUGGAGUCUAAUUCAAUGAGAGAAAAUUUAACUGAAUAAUUUCCACAGUUAGUUUGUUUCUGGAACUUCCAGGAAACAUAAAAACAUAAAAGAACAGAAAUGGCGAGCUCUUUUUUGUACAUGAGAAAACUCUGGCCACACUGUUGAUUUGAGUCCAACAUGACUCAGAGGAGAGCAUAUUUCUCAUUAAGAAAACAAUGAGUCAUUGAGGAGAAUGUACACUGGUGGGCGUAGGGGACGCAGAGGGGGGCUGAUUUUGUAACAUAUCAACACUAUCUGCAGACAGAGAGAGCACAAUAUUAACUUAUCGAGCCAUAAAAGGCAGCGACAGUCUAGACUUUAAUCUGUUUGCAGAAGCAGCUCACUGUCUGCCUACAGUUAAAAAUACCUGGUUUUAACCGUUAGACUCCCAAAAAGGUGAAGCUCUGAUCAGAACACUACCAACAACCAAGAUUUAUCACCCAUAAAUCCAACAGUAAAGACAAUACAGACCAGUGCGUUGAAGUCUGUUUGUUAAGAUGAUGUAUUAUUAAUUUAGAUUUAUAAGUAAAUGCUGACAGAGCUUGAGUUUAUUUUAAUUAUGUAUUUUUUUACACUCAAAGAAGCAUGGAGUAGUUGUAAAUUAAAGGCACUGUGUGGAGAUUUCAUGCUGUGUGUACUCAGGUGACCCCUCUGGACUAGACUCAGUUCCCAUCAGCACCAGUAAAGAUACGGCUUUUAUAAAAGUGUGCAUAAGCAGUGGGAACAAUAGGACUGCUACCUUUCUUUGAUCGAGUCGCCUUUUCGCCAUCUUGUAACCAUCCCUUUCCCCUUCAGAUAACUUCAUCAUGCCAGAGAGAGCUUCCUGUUUGGGCUGCCCCGUGGACAUCGAUGAGAACUCUGAGGACCUUAAAGGUCCUCUUUCAGCCUCCAUCACCAAGUACAACUCUAUCUCCAACUCCACUCACCUGUUCUCCCUGCACACCGUCGGUCACGCCACCAGACAGGUAGAGGAAGUGUCACACGGCGAGAGGAAAGGUGGUAUAAAUGUUAGGUGGCGUCUUUUCUCUCAUGCUUUCUGUUUGUAUUGGUACAGGUGGUCGCAGGUUUCAGGUUCAAGCUCAGUUUUGAUAUGAAGAAGACAGUGUGCGCUAAGGCUGAACACAGUGACCUCAGUGAACUGUGUGCCCAUGAUGACAACAACCUGGUAAAUACUGAAACACAUGUUGCUCCUACCAUAGCAUGCACUCUCUCCCUGGCUGGUUUCCCAUCAUAUCUGUGUGUGUGUGUGUGUGUGUGUGUGUGUGUGUGUGUGUGUGUGUGUGUGUGUGUGUGUGUGUGUGUGUGUGUGUGUGUGUGUGUGUGUGUGUGUGUGUGCAGGAGUUUGCUAACUGUAACUCCACAGUGGACGUCGCACCAUGGAGACUCGAGCCCCCAACAGCCCACAUAGAGUGUGAAGGAGGACCAAUGCCUCCCUCGGUGAGUCCCACUUUUUACUCAUUUGUUAGCUUAAGUUACAUUUAACUCUCACUUGUGCUUUUGGGGUUAAUUGUCAAAGAAAACAGAGAUAACAAUCACACUUUACUGACACUGCAGCUUUAAGAACAGACGACAGACAGUGCUUGAAACCAACAUCCAACAUUUGGAAGCAUUUCCAAACUUCUUCUUAAAUUCAUCAAGAUAAAAUAGCCCAGCUCUCUGUUGGGGUUAAACUUGUUUGCUCCUGUUUUCUAAAAGUUGUAAAAUUUGUCAUCACCAGAUCACCAGGGUGUCUGUUUAGCUCAGUUGGUAGCGCAGCACCUCAUAUCGACACUCUUUGUAACAAUGGUCAUGGGAGCGAUUCCCUGUUCUGUCGUGAUUUGCCGCUCACCUCAUCUCUCUCCCCCGUCACCAACUUUGACACUGUCUUGAUAGGGGCUCUUGGUUUAGUAUUUUGGUGUGGCCAAUCAGAUUUCAAGGGGGGGCACUGUCCGGGUCUACCUCGAGACACCAACACCUUACAACCCUGACACACUUCCAUUAACAGAAUGAAGCUAAAUGUGACAGCGAGCACUUUGUAUCUUAUAGAUUUAGGAUUGGCCUAGAGCCAUGAAGUAAUUCAUGAUCUAAACAUCCAACAUGAGGCAAACAAGAUGUUUUUGUGGACAUCUGGAAUCUCCUAUUUCAGACCAUUGAUGUCUUAAUUAAAGCUCCUAUGAGGAACUUUUGUUUAUCGUCGAUUUAGGCGCCCCCUAUGGACAAAUAAGUCUUUUCCUUAAUGGUUGGGUAGCUGUUUUUGAUGAAAUAUCUCAUCCUGCUGACUUAUAACAGCCAAAUGUAUCAUAUUUACUGUGGAAAUGUCAAAAACGGGGCUGUUUCCUCUGCUGCCUGACUGACACCUAGCCUCCUCGCACUGAUUUUAGGUAUAUCUAGACUUUACCUGAUGACUUUGCUGGAUCAGCUGUUUAGCUAACAUCACCCUAACUUGCCUCUCAUAUGCAUCCUUCUGCAGAGCAUGAAUCAUUUUUCUUAAUUAAGCACAUAAAUCUAAGUUGAAUAUCUUUUUCAGAUAGGGUUUGUUUAUUUUGGAUGUUUUUGACAGUUUUAGAAAUAUGCAGUUUAAACGCUAUUCGUGAACAUCUCAUUUGAUUGCCUGAAGAACAUGUUCUGAUGCUUUAUCAUUGGAGCUCCUGAAAGGUAUUUCCUAUAACCGUUUUGUAUUCCUUUCUCCAGGUGUUGAGGCGUCGUCCUCCCGGCUGGUCUCCGCUCAGACAUCUUGAAUACCCAGGAUCUACGACUCAGCCUCCAGUAGUUUCAACCCCGCCGGCCCCAUCUAAGGCUGCGAACGCCAAAGAAGAAUCUUCCGAGGAGGACACCAAAGCCAUUAAACCAUCUGCCUCCGCUGAUGCUGUCAACAACAACCCCUUCCACUGCCCGUCCAAACCCUGGAAACAGUUUAACCCCAUCUAUCCUGCCGGUCCUAUGAAGGAUGCCACAGAGGCCACACCUGUGGAAGGGGGCUUUAAAGACACAGACCUGCUUGCAUAGAGUUUUCCUCAAAGAAAUCACAUCAAUAUUCAGAUUGAUCACAAUCACUAUACCCUUUUUUUAUUUUGUAGACUAUGUAUACCACCAAACUAGGUUGACAAACACAUUUAGGGCCUCUGAAAGCACUGGAAACAGACUGAAGUGAUGAAAGAGCCUUCACUGUUACUAUAUCCAGUUUCUUUGAAUGAUUCAGAGUAACGAGCAGUUAGCUACCCACACUGUUGGUUAUCAGAGAUGUGACAAAUGCAGACGAGUACAUCGAAAAUCUGCCAUACUCAUCAGGAGGAAUGUUCAAGAAAACAAAAAUAAAACCUUGUUCUGUUUCUUUGUUUUUUUCUCCUUGAAUCAAAAACUUUCAUAAAAAUAUUCAGCUUUGUUCGACAUUAAGGGCGCAUAAAAACAGACACCAUCUCAGUCGUAUUGAGAGUUGUUGGCAUCAGUUAGUUUGGUUAGUCUAGAUACCAGCAAAGAGGUGGAGUUGAGUAAGUGGUCUUAACACUGUUAAGAGUCCACUGAGUGCUGAAAGAGGAGCUUCCAAGUAUUAAUCAAUGUUUUCAUUAAUAGUCAUACAGUCAUAUUUAUGUAAAUAAACAUCUACUUAACCUUCAAAA
Molecule: messenger RNA, 8683 nt
Organism: Xyrichtys novacula (pearly razorfish)
Lineage: Eukaryota; Metazoa; Chordata; Actinopteri; Labriformes; Labridae
Source: the annotation of a GenBank genome assembly